UCCAUAAAACAUUUCUUAAUUAUCUUACUUGCUCUUGUUAAUUAUAUAACUAUGGCUCUCUCCAAAGCUAUAUUUGCUUCCAUUGUCAUCUCGCUGUUCCUCAUCCAGUUUUUGCAUGCUUAUGAAUCGGUCAACACACUAGGAAACAACCAAAUUGGGAAAAACAUAGAUUGCGGGUCGGAAUGUAAUAGAAGAUGUGGCAUGUCAUCAAGACAACAUUUAUGUUUAAGGGCUUGCGGAACAUGUUGUGCUAGAUGUGGUUGUGUGCCUCCUGGUACUUCUGGUCAUGAAGAUGUUUGCCCUUGCUACGCUAGAAUGACCACCCACCAUGGCCGCCGUAAAUGCCCUUAA
This is a messenger RNA of Amaranthus tricolor (Joseph's coat), 351 nucleotides long. RefSeq names its product cypmaclein-like. The record is from RefSeq and is a predicted model, not a curated record. The transcript is spliced from 3 exons. NCBI's taxonomy places the organism in Eukaryota, Viridiplantae, Streptophyta, Magnoliopsida, Caryophyllales, Amaranthaceae. The coding region runs from base 52 to 351 and encodes 99 amino acids.